AUGGCAAGUAACCACCAAACAGAACUCAAAAAAGCAGAGAAAUCAGUAAUCGAGCAAGAAUCAGAUUCAGAAUUCGAAGAAGAAAACGAAGACUGGGACGAUUGGGGAGAAGUCGACGACAGUGAAAAUGGAGAAAACGACAAGGUUUUCGUGUGUUUGUUUUUUGAUUCACAGUUCAGUUCUUGCAGUGAGUUGUUCGAGCACUGUCGUUUGGUUCACAAGUUUGAUUUUGAUGGGCUAAGGAAGGAGUUGGGCUUGGAUUUCUAUGGUUCGUUUAAGCUAAUCAACUAUGUCAGGUCUCAGGUGGCAGAAAAUAGAUGUUGGAGUUGUGGGCUUGCCUGUCAAUCCCACCAAGAUCUACAGAAUCAUAUACAUGAAACAGUAAAGUUGAAAGACAUUAAGUCUUUGUUGGACGAUGAUAAAUAUUUGAAACCUUUCAUGCAAGAUGAUCCGCUCUUGUACAGUUUCAAUGAAGACGAAGAAGGUGAAGAUGAUCAUAUGACACUGGAUGACCAAGAGGAACUAAUGAGGGAUUUGAGGAAUAUUGAUGAGAUAUGCAUUGAAGAUGCCAACACACUGAAAAAAUCUGCUCAUGACUGCGGAUUUUUUGAAGAAAAUGGAACAAAAGAGGUUGCUUCUACUUCCAGCAGCCAUGAGAACAUGGGCAGUUCUUCAAAGAUGGAAAUGGUCAACGGAGGUUCUGAAGAACAUGUUGGUUCGUCAGAUGGAAAGCCAUCAGAUAGCCAUUCAAAAGCUUCUAUUGUGAAUCUUGUUGCAAAGGAUAUCAAGAAAGUCAAUGAGAAUUAUUUUGGGGCUUACAGUUCAUUUGGUAUACACAGAGAGAUGAUAAGUGAUAAGGUCAGGAUGGAUGCUUAUGGUCAAGCUAUCUUGAAAAACCCUUCUCUCAUGACUGGUGCAGUUGUGAUGGAUGUGGGUUGUGGAACUGGCAUAUUAAGUCUCUUUGCUGCCAAAGCAGGGGCUUCAAGAGUAAUUGCAGUUGAAGCCAGUGAGAAGAUGGCUGCAGUGGCAACUCAGAUUGCAAAAGAAAAUGGGCUUUGGCGUUGCACUGAAGGCAAUGACCGGUACACUGGAGUAAUGGAGGUAGUUCAAGGUAUGGUUGAAGAGAUCGAUAAAUCCAUACAAAUUGAACCACAUAGUGUCGAUGUAUUAUUAAGUGAGUGGAUGGGAUACUGCCUGCUUUACGAGACAAUGCUGAGCUCAGUGCUUUUUGCCAGAGAUAAAUGGUUGAAGCCUGGGGGUGCCAUCCUCCCUGACACAGCAAGUAUUUAUGCUGCUGGGUUUGGAAGAGGUGGUACUAGUCUUCCAUUUUGGGAAGAGGUUUAUGGUUUCAAUAUGUCUUCUGUUGGCAAGGAACUUGUUCAGGAUGCUGCUAAAUUUCCUAUCGUUGAUAUUGUGGAUGAGAAGGAUUUAGUGACUGAUGCUGUACUUCUCCAGACUUUUGACUUGGCAACCAUGAAGCCUGAUGAAGUGGAUUUCACUGCAAGCAUUGAGCUGGAACCAAAGUUGAGCAGUCUGGCAAACGGACUGCUCAACUCCACUGAAUUGACAUCUAAAACGACCUGGUGCUAUGGUGUUGUGUUGUGGUUUGAUACUGGUUUUACUCUGAGGUUCUGCAAAGAAACUCCAUCUGUUUUGUCUACAUCGCCAUACACUCCCAAAACACAUUGGUCGCAAACAAUUUUCACCUUCCGGGAGCCAAUAGCAAUGGCAUCAGGAAAACUCUCUGUUGACAAAUCUGCUGCAGUUGGCACAGAUACAUGUCCUGCUGCAAGAGUUCAUUUACGCAUCAGCAUUGCCCGUGCUGUCGAACACCGCAGCAUCGACAUUUCAAUUGAAACUUCUGGAGUUAGUCUUGAUGGACAGAAACACAGUUGGCCAGUGCAGAUGUUCAAUCUAUCUUAG
Dovyalis caffra is the source of this 1923-nucleotide messenger RNA. Lineage: Eukaryota; Viridiplantae; Streptophyta; Magnoliopsida; Malpighiales; Salicaceae. The record is from the annotation of a GenBank genome assembly.